AUGCAGAUUUUUGUCAAGACGUUAACCGGUAAGACUAUCACCCUUGAGGUGGAGCCAAGCGAUACUAUCGAUGCCGUAAAAAUCAAAAUUCAGAACAAAGAAGGAAUUCCUCCUGAUCAACAACGAUUGAUUUUUGCUGGUAAACAGCUCGAGGAUAAUCGUCAACUUUCUGAUUAUAAUAUCCAAAAAGAAUCCACUUUACACUUGGUCCUUCGUUUGAGAGGUGGCGCAAAAAAGCGAAAGAAGAAGACAUAUACUACUCCAAAGAAGAUUAAGCAUAAAAGAAAGAAAGUCAAGUUGGCAGUGCUCAAAUAUUACAAGGUUGAUGAAAACGGCAAAAUUACACGGCUUCGUAGGGAAUGCCCGAACGCGUCAUGUGGUGCUGGCAUUUUUAUGGCUUGGCAUUAUGAUCGUCAGUAUUGUGGAAAGUGCGGUCUUACAUAUGUCUUCAAAAAAGAAGAGGCCGAGGCUUAA
Molecule: messenger RNA, 474 nt
Organism: Dentiscutata erythropus
Lineage: Eukaryota; Fungi; Glomeromycota; Glomeromycetes; Diversisporales; Gigasporaceae
Source: the annotation of a GenBank genome assembly